CAGUUAAUUGGUCUAUCAAACGAAAAACAUAACUUUCCUAGACAUAUCGCUGUUAGUCACUUGUUAUCAUUUACUUUUAUCAACAUUCGCCAUUCGCAGCACUUAAACUCAAAGUUACCAAACGCCCAUCAGCUUGUCCGACCAAUGCAAAGAUGUUGGUGCUAGUGCUCGGUGACCUACACAUUCCCCACCGGUGUAGCAGUGUUCCGGCCAAAUUCAAGAAACUGCUCGUCCCAGGGCGUAUACACCACAUCCUGUGCACCGGAAAUCUGUGCAGCAAGGAGUCGUACGACUACCUGAAGACGCUCGCCAACGAUGUGCACAUCGUGCGGGGAGAUUUCGACGACAACAGCAACUACCCGGAGCAGAAGGUGGUCACGGUGGGACAGUUCCGCAUUGGGCUAUCGCACGGGCACCAGGUGGUACCGUGGGGCGAUCCGGAAGCGCUAGCACUCAUCCAGCGACAGCUCGACGUGGACAUACUGAUUUCGGGCCAUACGCACAAGUUCGAAGCGUACGAGCACGAAAACAAGUUCUAUAUCAACCCGGGCUCAGCGACCGGAUCGUACAAUCCGCUCGACACAGCCGUCAUUCCGUCGUUUGUGCUAAUGGACAUCCAGAGUACGACCGUGGUGACGUACGUCUAUCAGUUGGUGGGCGACGAUGUGAAAGUCGAACGAAUCGAAUAUAAAAAGAAUUGAUAAAUGACAUGUCCUGCCCGGAACGAAACACACGUAUAUAGAAAAUAAUAAAGCAAAGAAUGAGAAGUGAAUUUAAAUAUGCAUAAAUAUAAUUGUAUUCAUGGUUA
Molecule: messenger RNA, 808 nt
Organism: Anopheles coustani
Lineage: Eukaryota; Metazoa; Arthropoda; Insecta; Diptera; Culicidae
Gene: Vps29
Product: vacuolar protein sorting-associated protein 29
Exons: 1
Coding region: 153-701 (182 amino acids)
Biological process (GO): retrograde transport, endosome to Golgi; intracellular protein transport
Cellular component (GO): endosome; retromer complex
Source: RefSeq, a predicted model, not a curated record